ACAAAAAUUAGACUCGAAAUAAAAAACGGAGGCGGGAGGGGAAUCAAAAUCCUUUUUGUUCACCAUCUCAUCAUAGACAGCCAGACGCGACAGGGGUGUGAGAAAUCCGAGCGACCUGAAACCAUGGCAUUCACUGGUACCUAUCCUACAUGGCCGUUUUUCGUCCCCCCCCCCCCCCCCCUUUUGUGCCUCCCGCUUCAAACGGUAAACUUGCUCGUGUCCUCAAACUCAUACUGUCCGAUACGUCGGUGUCCAACAGCUGGUGCUUACUGGGUAUCUACGUAGGCAGACGCCGCAGAGGACGUGGAAAGAAAGAAGCCUAGACCUAGCUUCUAAGUGAGCUACGCCACACGCCCGGCGCACACCUCGGCCUGUGGCCCGUCCACUCCCUCCCCUCUUCCUAAGCAACGGACGGCAUCCAAGAAAGAAAAAUAAAAUCACGAUGCCAGAUACCCACCUGUACCGCCAAAAACACCAGCACGACAAGCGCUCCUUCUUUUCGAUCUGUCAGGCUCUCAACAACACCGGCCCGGGAAGUCACUGGUAGGCUCUGACAGCUAACUGCCAGCGCAUCAUCUCCAGCCUUUUCAAAAACUCCCUCGUUACAAUCUUCCACCAGCUAGUUAAACCGUUCGGUCGUCCGUUGCAAUUGAGGGGGGGGGGGGGGGGGUCCAACAGCCAUCAGACGAACCAUGCCAGCGCGCCGUAACUGGCACCUUGUGCUCCUAUCUGGCCAGCCUCCACCAUGGCCUCAUCCACGGCGGCGCCAAACGCCGUUGCAACCAUCCGAGCGUCCGGCCCACACCCAAAAGAACGUCGCGGACCGGACGGAGGGCCCCCGGCGUUGCUCUGGGCUUGCUCUGUCCUCAACCCCGCGGGAGCACGUGCUCCAUCCAAUCUCGCUCCCUGACGGUUGUGUGUUAUCUGUAUACGGCACGGUACGAAGCACACGUGCUGAACGCCGCUUGCUUCUUUUCUUUUAACUAGAACGGGGGGGGGGGUAUCGGAACGCCGUUGAUCGCCAAUGGGUCGACGUUUGACACUCUUGGGUGUCAUCUGCCAGACUGCCAUGCACACUCGCGUGCGCCUUGGCCGUCGGCCGUCGAUGUGUGGCUUUCCUAUUCCUUUUCCGUCCGUCCGUCCACUCAUUGGGAAAUCGUUCCCCGCCGUCAACUUCCAUGUCAAUUCUACACCUUAGCCAGCCCAGUAUCGCGGCAACCACGCACAAAGCAAAGCACGGAAAAAGUAACUUCUUCUCCCCAGUUCUCGACGAUACUAGAAAAUAUUUUCUUCCUCUCUCGAGAAAUCCACUCCCGCCAUGGCAACGGCUUUUCAGAACCAGCAACAUCCCGGUCUCGCUCACGCGCGGGAGUGGACGCUCAUGAAGGUUGGCGCCACUUUUUCUUUCCUUUCCGCCUUCCAACUUUCACAUGCAAAAGGUAUCCUAUUAUCUAGCUCCCCCCUGUCUGCCGCCCCUCUCGCUUUCACAUUGCACCGCCACAAGGGAGUUUUGAGGGUCCAGGCACAGGGACACAGAGGCCAAGAGGACCGGCCCAAGGGGGUUAAGGCCAUGCAAGUGGAUGCGCCCCCAAAACUGCACUGAAU
This is a messenger RNA of Colletotrichum destructivum, 1605 nucleotides long. RefSeq lists its product as uncharacterized. The coding region runs from base 1319 to 1603 and encodes 94 amino acids. The record is from RefSeq and is a predicted model, not a curated record. Lineage: Eukaryota; Fungi; Ascomycota; Sordariomycetes; Glomerellales; Glomerellaceae. The transcript has a single exon.